Indicator indicator is the source of this 1848-nucleotide messenger RNA. It is a transcript of the gene MOXD1, whose product is annotated as monooxygenase DBH like 1. Gene Ontology annotation, biological process: norepinephrine biosynthetic process; octopamine biosynthetic process; dopamine catabolic process. The record is from RefSeq and is a predicted model, not a curated record. The transcript is spliced from 12 exons. Gene Ontology annotation, cellular component: secretory granule membrane. Gene Ontology annotation, molecular function: copper ion binding; dopamine beta-monooxygenase activity. Bases 1 to 1848 code for a protein of 615 amino acids. Lineage: Eukaryota; Metazoa; Chordata; Aves; Piciformes; Indicatoridae.
AUGCGGCGGCCCUGGGCGCUGGUGCUGGGCGGGCUGCUCUCUGCCUGUGCCGCCGCCACCGCGGAACCGCCGCGGAGCUACCCUCAGAGUGCGGUGCUGGACGGUGCGGCCGCGUACCGCCUGCGCUGGGCUCUCCGCGGCAGCGCCUUGGCCGUGCGCCUGGAGGUGCGCACCCGCGGAUACGUGGGCUUCGGGCUGUCGGCCAGCGGCAGCAUGGCCUCGGCAGACAUCGUGGUGGGGGGCGUGAAGAGGGGCCAGCCCUACCUGCAGGAUUAUUUUACAGAUGAAAACAGAGUGCUCAAGAAGGACCCUCAGCAGGAUUACCAUCUGGAAUAUGCCAUGGAAAAUGGGACACACACCAUACUGGCUUUUAGCAGAGAACUGCACACCUGUGACACCAAUGACAGGAGCAUAACGGAGAGCACAGUGAGGGUGAUAUGGGCCUACCACCACACAGACCUGGCAGAAGCAGGCCAGAAUUACCACGGGGCCACGCGUGGCACAAAGAGCCUGCGCUUGCUGAACCCUGAGAGGGAAGAAGCCUUCUCUGCCUCUUUGCCAUACUUUGACCUGACAAACAGAGACGUUCCUGUGCCAGACAAGGAUACAACAUAUUGGUGCCAAAUGUUCAAGAUUCCUCUGCAGCAGCAAAAGCAUCAUGUGACAAAGGUUGAGCCACUGAUCCAGAAAGGCCAUGAGAAUCUGGUGCACCACAUCCUGCUCUACCAGUGCAGCAGCAGUUUGAACAACAGCGUGCUGGACUAUGGGCAUGAGUGCUACCACCCCAACAUGCCAGAUGCCUUCCUCACCUGUGAGACAGUCAUUUUUGCCUGGGCCAUUGGAGGAGAGGGCUUCACUUACCCUCCUCAUGUUGGCUUGUCCCUUGGCACAGCAGCAGACCCUCAGUUUGUUCUGAUGGAGGUGCACUAUGACAACCCAUCAUACACAGAAGGCUUGAUAGAUAACUCUGGUCUGAGGCUCAUUUACACUCCAGUGCUAAGGAAAUACGAUGCUGGGGUUAUUGAAGCUGGUCUGUGGGUCAGUCUAUUCCACAACAUCCCACCAGGCAUGCCUGAGUUCGUGUCAGAGGGUCACUGCACACAGGAAUGUCUCACAGAGGCUCUAGGUGCUGAGAGGCCUGCAGGGAUCCAUGUGUUUGCAGUGCUGCUCCACGCUCACCUUGCUGGCAGAGCUAUCAGGUUGCGCCACUUCCACAGAGGCGAGGAGCAGAAGCUGCUGGCCUAUGAUGAGGAGUUCGACUUCAACUUCCAGGAGUUCCAGUACCUGAAAGAAGAAAGAACCAUCUUGCCGGGCGAUCAUUUGAUCACAGAAUGUCACUACAGUACUGUGGACCGGAUCCGCAUGACCUGGGGUGGUCUGAGCACCAGGAAUGAGAUGUGCCUGUCCUACCUGCUCUACUACCCCAGGAUCAACCUCACCCGCUGUGCCAGCAUCCCAGACAUCAUGGAGCAGCUCCAUUUCAUUGGUGUCAAGGAGAUCUACAGACCAGUCAGGACUUGGCCUUUCAUCAUCAAGAGUCCCAAGCAGUAUAAAAACCUCUCUUUCACGGAUGCAAUGAACAAAUUCAAGUGGUCCCCCUCAGAGGGUCUUUCCUACAAUGACCUUGUGCUGAAGCUGCCAGUGAACGUCAGAUGUUCCAAAACUGACAAUGCAGAGUGGUCGAUUCAAGGCAUGACAGCUUUGCCCCCUACCAUAGAGAGACCCUACAGGACAGAGCCAGUCAUCUGCAGCUCUUCUGCUGGUUCACGUUGCAGUUUGCUCCUCAGCCUCUUGUUUGUUGCAUACCUCCCAGCCAGCACCAUGGCAAACCUGAGGCUCCCUGUAUAA